GCCUCCUCUGCGGCGUUCUGCGUCUCCCUGUUCGGACGCCGGACGCCGAGCCGCCUCGGAAGCUUAUGGACAUAACCGGACAGAGCGGCUCUCGUCACCGUCAUCUUCUUCUCCUCCUCCAUCCUCGCAUGAGUUUAGCGGCGGGGAGGGGUCACGGCGGCUCUCCUUCAUCCGGCCUCGGUGGACGCGGGCGGGCGCGGGAGCCAUGACUCUGAGCUCCGAGAUGUCGGAUGCUUCCAUCCUGUCGGAGGAGACCGACAUCGACGUGGUGGGCGAGGGGGAGGAGGCCGAGCACGGACGCCUGCCGGGCGGCUCUCCUCCUCCGCACCCUCCGCCUCACCAUCCGUCUCCGUCGUGCCUGGACGCGGGGCGGGACGCCUACAGCAGCAAGCCGUCCGCGGGCAAGAACCCCCUGGUGAAGCCGCCUUACUCCUACAUCGCCUUAAUCACCAUGGCCAUCCUGCAGAGCCCCAAGAAGAGGCUCACCCUCAGCGAGAUCUGCGACUUCAUCAGCAACCGCUUCCCGUACUACCGGGAGAAGUUCCCGGCCUGGCAGAACUCCAUCCGGCACAACUUGUCCCUCAACGACUGCUUCGUCAAGAUUCCGCGGGAGCCCGGGAACCCCGGCAAGGGCAACUACUGGACCCUGGACCCGGAGUCGGCGGACAUGUUCGACAACGGGAGCUUCCUGCGGCGGAGGAAGCGCUUCAAGCGGCAGCAGACGCAGGACUUGCUGCGGGAGCACGGCGGCUUCCUCCCGGCGGCGGCGGCGUACGGCUACGGAGGCUACGGCUGCGCGGGGUACGGCAUCCAGCUGCAGUCCUACCACACGCACUCGGCGCUGCUGGCCUUCCAGCAGCAGCAGCAGCACUCCAGGCACGCCGGGACUCUCAUCCCCGCUCCCUCCUCCGUCAUGCACACCGGAACAUCCUCCGUGGACCGGUCCAGGACCAGGUUCUAUAACCCGCAGCUCGGCGCGACCAAGUCCCCGGUGCAGAGGUCGCCCUUCUCCAUAGAGAGCAUCAUCGGGGGUGGCUCCAUGAGCCCCUCCAGGACUUCCCCGGUCGUCGUGCCGGUGCUGCAGCCCUCCUCGCUGGGGCCUCCCGCCGCCGUCUUACACCCGCUGGAGAACUUCCCCAACCGGGGGGUGAGUUAACGGCAGACAGACUCAAAAAGACACACAAAAAACAAACAAACCCGGUGAAGGUAGGAUUAUUUUUGUAUGUUUAUCGGACAUUUUUGAGAAAAAUAUUUAUGUUCUUCUUACCUUCAAUCAGGACAUCUGCUCUCAGGAUUCUCAUGAUCACGUGUUGUUGAACAAAUGACUCCAAAAUAACCAUGUUUUUAUUAUUAAUAUUAUUAAUUAGUUUUGGCAAAUCUCAACACUUUGAAGCUUUUUUUUGAUUUUAAACUUUGUAAUAAAAAACAAGAAAGAGUAAAAAAAAAAAAAAAAAAAGUCAUACAUUUAUAAUAUGCAGUGUCAUGUGUUUAUUUCAGUAAUAAAAUGUUACAUUUUUGGACAAGAAUUGUGGAUAUUAAGUGUGAUAUUUUUUUUAUUAAAAUGGAACAAGAAUGUUUAAUAGACGCAGUGCAAAAGUAUUGGGCCAUCAAUGACGUUCUUCAUUUAUUUUUAACAAACUGUACAGUAAAUAUUUCUAACACUUUAGCUUAUAAAAUCUACUUUUACUGCUUUUAUUAUCAAUUGUAAUUAUAUAUGUCAAUAAAACGAGAAAAUAUUUGUUUUUAAUAUUUUAAAACAUUUUCAACAUAUUUAAACAAAAGUAUUGGGCCAUCAAUAACGCUCUAUUUAUUUUUUACGAAAUUGUAUACAGUACAUUAAAUAUUUAUAAAAGCUACUUCACUGGUCAUUUCAUUAUGAGUUGUAUUAUUUAUAAUUAAAACUAAACAAACAAAAAAAUUCGUAUUGUAACAAUUGUUCGUACAUCAUGAAGACAUUUUCAACAAAUCUAAUAUUUCAUAUAUUAUCAGCAUUAUUAUAGUUGCCUUUUAAAGGCAUUUAAAACCAUUAUUUUUCAAGUGAUGUACCUAAUAAUGGUGGCCUAAUAUUUGUUAUUACUAUCAAGCGUGAGUACAAACAUUGUUUUUAAAAGUGAUGCACUGUCAUAUUUGGGGAGGGGUGUGGGCAUGCGCAGUGGACGGGUGGGAGUGCGUGUGACCCCUCUCACGCUCAGGUGCAUGUGACGUGCACACUCCUCACGCAAUAGUCUGCUCUCACAGAACGCUCCCGAUAUAGUCAUGUAAUAUUAAUUUAAUAUUAAUAAUUAUAUAAUUAUAUGAAUAUAAUAACAACGAAUCAGAGGCCUAGAAUUAAAUGUUUUAUUUUGGAAACUGUAAAAAAAAUUGACUCUAUGUGCGCGUGCACGUGUGUGUGUGUGUGUGUGUGUGUGUGUGUGUGUGUGUGUGUGUGUGUGUGUGUGUGUGUGUGUGUGUGUGUGUGUGUGCAACCCACACACACCCCUUCCCCAGCCAAAGUGUGUGUUGUAUAGAUGGCAGCUAAAUCGGUGCAUCGCUUGCAGCUAGUUCACUGGGCCAAGAGAGGACACGCAUUGCGUGAUGAUGUCACACGCAACGUGGGGGGAGGUCAGUGUGCGACGUGUUGACUAACAAACACACAAACAAAACAAGACACACAAACAAAAAGGAGGGGGAUGCAAAAAAAAGUGCAAUCAAGACAAAACAACACACACACACACACACACACACACACACACACACACACACACACACACACACGCACACAAAUCACUCAGAUAUUCCUAAUAUUUUGGUUUGUAGGUUAAAAAGUCUAAAUAAUGAAAAAAAAAACAACCUCUAAAACAGUAAAGUAGUAAAUGUGCAGCAACUUAACUUUUGUUAUUGUCAUUACAACUAACACAUGCUACAAUUAAUCAAUUAAUUUUAUUUGAAAAAAAAAACUUAAAUGUAUAUUGUGUUGCUUCGAUUAAUCGUUUAAAGACUGUAACUAAUGAAAGUUUAUCAAAUCCUGCAGAUCGCAUUUCCCCUAUGAAGUGUGAUCUAUCCGAUUACUCGAUAGAUUGUUAAAAUAAUCGAUAAUGUAAUCAACAAAAUGUACUACAGUAUUCGUACUAUGUUAAAAAUGACAACAAGUCAAGUUAUGAAUGCUUUUAUCAAUAGUACCAUAUGUAAGGCGUUGCUCUGCAUUAUAUAUAAAAUAGGAUACUCUUGAUGUGUAGCUAAAUCAGCAUAUAAUUACAAAUAUUACAAAGAAAAUAAUGUGGAGCAUUAACUCAACUUCACUGUUGUUUUUGUAAUACAAAAAUGCUGUUAAAAAAAGUAAAAUUGUAGUGUGGGGGAAAAGUAGCAAAAAAAGUAAUAUGUAAUAAAAAUCAAUAAAUUAAAAUAAACACAUGGUUUAAUGACGCAACAGUGCUUAUGAGUGCUGUAUUAUAUAGAAAAUGAUAUGGCGUUAAAGAAGCAAAACAUUGAAAAUAUUACAAAGAGAUCUACAACAGUAAUACAUUAAAAGUACAGUAAAUUAACAAAAAGUUAUCAAACAAAACAUGCAUUGUAUAAUGAAGCAAUAUUUUGUCAAAUAAAUAUGAAUAAAAUACUAUCUGUGACGUGUAUAGCUGAAUAAACAUACUAUUUUACACAACUAUACAAAUAAGAACCUCAAAAUAAAAAAAUGAAAAUCAACAUGAAUAAAAAACACAUUUAAAAAAAUUAAUGAAAAGGUAUUUCUGGAGAAAGUACUAUGUAUGAAUUAUUUAUUUUAUAUGUAAAAUGAUACCCAAAUUGUGGCAUUAAAUAAGCAAAUAAUUGAGAAUAUUAGAAAUAGCUAUACAUAGUAAAAUAUUCAAUAAAGAAACAAAAAUGAUAUCAAAUGAAACAAGCAUGGUACAAGGAAGUAAUAUUGCAU
Messenger RNA from Nerophis lumbriciformis (worm pipefish), 3901 nucleotides. It is a transcript of the gene foxd1, whose product is annotated as forkhead box D1. Gene Ontology annotation, molecular function: DNA-binding transcription factor activity, RNA polymerase II-specific; RNA polymerase II cis-regulatory region sequence-specific DNA binding. NCBI's taxonomy places the organism in Eukaryota, Metazoa, Chordata, Actinopteri, Syngnathiformes, Syngnathidae. The record is from RefSeq and is a predicted model, not a curated record. Gene Ontology annotation, biological process: regulation of transcription by RNA polymerase II; anatomical structure morphogenesis; cell differentiation.